UCUGCUUAACAGCGUUUGGUUGAUCAGGGCUUCCGGUGUCAGUUACGUAGGUCAGGGUGGUAGAAGUCUACUAGAGUGAAAAGUGCAUUUGCAAUUUCAGAUGCAGUUUAAUUUUUCUGAUUGCGUGACGUUCAUUUAACACGAUUAAUAUUUAACAAGCUAAUAAAUAAAUACAAAAAUAAAACAGCAUGGGAGAUGCCGACUUGGAUUACAACAUUGUGUUUCCCGAACCUCAUCUCGCUGAAAGCCACUGGCAUGGGCAGAAGGAACCGGUGGUGAUUCUCUUGGGCUGGGCUGGCUGUAAGGACAAGCAUCUAGCCAAAUACAGUUCGAUUUAUAAUGAGCAGGGAUGUAUCACCAUUCGAUACACCGCCCCAUGGAAGGCAGUGUUCUUCUCUGAGGCUUUUGGCAGCAAGGAGCUGCUUGAAAUAGCUCGGAAGCUGCUGGAUCUUCUCUAUGAUUAUGAAGUGGAGAGCAACCCUAUAUUGUUCCACAUGUUCAGCAACGGGGGCUUCAUGCUGUACCGUUAUAUAAUUGAGCACUUACAAAGAGAGGAACAGCUCCGUGCCUUGGGGGUGGUAGGCACGAUCUUGGACAGCGCACCAGGGAACCAGAAUGUGAUCGGUUCAGUACGGGCGCUUAAUGCCACUUUGGGACCAGAGACUCACACUGUGCUGCGAUACCCAAUCCUAGCGGUUUUUACCUGCAUGGUCUUUCUGUUACGGGUGUUGCUUUACUCCUUGACCAAGUAUAUCCACAAAAAUCACUAUGAUGCCAUGCUUGAUGACCCCACUAGCUGGCCACAGCUGUACCUGUAUUCCAGAGCUGACAAAGUGAUUGCCCACAGGGAUGUGGAGCUGAUGGUCAGAGCUAGAAAGCAGCGGGGGGUGCGGGUGGAAAGUGUGGACUUCAUCAACUCCGACCACGUCAGCCACAACCGGCUGUUCCCGGAGGAAUACUCUGUCAGGUGUGUUACUUUCUUGGAGUAUUGCCUGAAAAACUCUACUGGGAUAAAGAGGAAGCAUGUUUCUAUGUAGUAAAAUAAAUGAAUAAAUAAAAGUGUGUUUUAAAAAAACAACUUUAUUGCAAUAUGACUUUAAUAAAGAAGUGAAUGCUGCUGCAACAAAUGAAAGACAAUGAUAGGGCAACCAUAUCAUUUAUGUGCAAGAAAUAAUUAUUUAUUGUGUGGCUUUGAGCAUUGUUGAGUCUUUUCUAACAAGGCAAACUUAUAACCUUGCUUGUCUGUGUUGGUCUGUACUUGGUAAUGUGCAUCUGGAAGGGACUUGUUCCAAGGUGAAUGCUUCAAACAAGCCUGCUUCUGCUAAGUGUUUUGAACGCCUCCAGUUUUGUGCUUUGUGCAUUUACAACCCUACCAAAGAAACAAUAAAACACAACAUGCAAUUUGUCUCACCUGACUAAUACUGAUUAAUACUUAUUAAAUUCAGUAUCAUUUUAUUUUUUUUAACUUUACUAACGUUUUUUUUAUGUUUUUAACUGAUUAACCAAAGGCAUUAUGAACAAACUAGAAACUUACACAAUUAAAAUAAUUGAAUAAUUUAUUUUGAGCGUGUGCAUUUUUGGUGUGAGAAUGUAAUACCUAAGUAAAUGUAGAUGCUGUGUACAACAAAUGUGUCAUAACACACAUAAAUAAACAAAAUACUCAAUA
Messenger RNA from Acipenser ruthenus (sterlet), 1666 nucleotides. RefSeq names its product transmembrane protein 53-like. The record is from RefSeq and is a predicted model, not a curated record. The transcript has 3 exons. The coding region runs from base 189 to 1037 and encodes 282 amino acids. Lineage: Eukaryota; Metazoa; Chordata; Actinopteri; Acipenseriformes; Acipenseridae.